GAGUUUGUGCGGUAUAUAAAAUCAACAAGACGCUAAUGCAUCCGAUUAGUCAAGGUUCUGAUUUCAGACAGUGCAAAACGACGUGGUCCCCUGUAUUAGUAGAACGUUCCAAGAUGGCCAAACUGGUGCUAAUAAUUGUAGCUCUCUGUCUCGUGCAGGUUUCACUGGCCCGUGUUACCCGAGAUGCUCCCGCCGUGGCGGAAGACACUUCUUUCUUCAAAACCCUCACUGAUUUUGGCGCCAAGGUUCAGGAAGCGUUCGUUGAAACGCAACAAAGUGUUCUAAAGUCGCUCGGUUUCCAAUCGAAUGAAGAGGUUAUCGAAACCAUUAAAAAGAACACCAACAAAUACAUUGAACAACUCAAAGCUAUUCAGAACACCAUCCAGGAGGAAGCUCAAAAACAAGCGAGUGCAUUUGAACCGAUCGUUAAAGAUUUGAAUGCUAAAAUUUCGGAAACAACGAAGAAGCUCAGUGAACAAAAUCCGGAGGUAGUCGAGAAAGCUAAAGAAUACCAGGAAAGCGUUCAGGCCAACAUUCAGGCACUGGUUACCGAAGCCCAGAAAGCUGGCGAUCGAUUGCGUGAAGAAGGUCAAGGUGUAUCUGAACAGUUUCAAACUGCGUUGAAACAGCUGUACGAUGUUACCGUCCAAACACUACAGAAAACUUCCAACGAAUUGGAACCGAAGAAAGUCGAGUGAUAUCAAUUUGUUUUCAAUUAGUGUUAGUAUUAUAUUAUUGGAAAGGUGAAACAGCGAUCUGUCAAUAAAUGAUUCAACUCAUUCGCCGAUA
Molecule: messenger RNA, 789 nt
Organism: Topomyia yanbarensis
Lineage: Eukaryota; Metazoa; Arthropoda; Insecta; Diptera; Culicidae
Exons: 2
Coding region: 36-698 (220 amino acids)
Biological process (GO): lipid transport
Cellular component (GO): extracellular region
Molecular function (GO): lipid binding
Source: RefSeq, a predicted model, not a curated record